Messenger RNA from Lagenorhynchus albirostris (white-beaked dolphin), 1026 nucleotides. RefSeq names its product uroplakin 3B (gene UPK3B). The coding region runs from base 40 to 900 and encodes 286 amino acids. The record is from RefSeq and is a predicted model, not a curated record. Lineage: Eukaryota; Metazoa; Chordata; Mammalia; Artiodactyla; Delphinidae. The transcript is spliced from 6 exons.
UGGGGGAGGGGGUGAGGCCGAGCCCCAGGCUGUGGAUGCAUGCGUGCUCUGCAGGCCAUCAUGGGGCUCCCCUGGAGGCAGCUGCGCCCUUGUCUGCUGCUCCUCGUGGUGCUGGUGUGGCCCCAGCCCUGCACGAGCCUGGAGCUCAUCCCCUACACGCCGCGGAUAACAGCCUGGGACCUGGAAGGGAAGGUCACGGCCACCACGUUUUCCCUGGAGCAGCCGCGCUGUGUCCUGGAAGGGCACGCCAGUGCUGCCAGCACCGUCUGGCUGGUGGUGGCCUUCAGCAACGCCUCCAGGGACUUCCAGAGUCCCCAGACACUGGCUGAGAUCCCAGCCUCCCCGAGGCUGCUGACGGAUGGCCACUACAUGACGCUGCCCCAGACCCUGGAUCAGCUGCCCUGUGAGGACCCAGUGGGUGGCAGGGGGGGCGCCCCGGUGCUUAGGGUGGGCAAUGACGCCGGCUGCCUUGCUGACCUCCAGCAGCCACCCUACUGCAACGCCCCCCUCCCCGGCCCUGGACCUUACAGGGUGAAGUUCCUCCUGAUGGACUCCAAGGGCUCACCCCAGGCCCAGACGAGGUGGUCCGACCCCAUCACUCUCCGCCAAGGGAAGUCCCCAGGCUCCAUUGACACGUGGCCAGGCCGGCGAAGUGGCGACAUGAUUGUCAUUACCUCCAUCCUCUCUUCUCUGGCCGGUCUCCUGCUCCUGGCCUUCCUGGCAGCCUCCAGCGUGCGCUUCUCCAGCCUGUGGUGGCCGGAGGAGGCCCCAGAGCAGCUGCGAACCGGCUCCUUCAUGGGGACGCGUUACAUGACCCACCACAUCCCACCCAGCAAGGCUUCCACGCUGCCCGUGGGCUGCGAGCCUGGCCUGGAACCCCUCCCCAGCCUCAGCCCCUAGCCUGGCCCAUACAGCUGGGGCUGGGGCAGUGGGGGACCUGCACCUACGUGCCCCUCCCCCAUCGCACCUCCCCACCCUGCCUGAAAUCCAUCCCACCACUAGCAGCCCUGCCUUGGGCUUUCCCAG